UCAACCGUAGCGAAGUCCGAAGUUUAUAACCGAGCCACGGGCGUAAGAAGUCGUGUUUGUACGAUUUGGCAAUCACCCUAUAAAUUUUUUCCGAGUUCAUCUCAUUCCCUAUCUACCUUAACAAGAGUUCCUUUCAGCAAGGAGAGCAAUUGAAUUACCUUUAAGCAGAGAAGUAACACUCGUGACUUGUGACGAUUCGAUGCAACUUGGUGAAGUCCGCGCUGCUAAGGCAGGCGAUUUUGAGCAUUUUCGUCGACUGGCAGACAGCGUCGAAGGCUGGAAUUUACAGUAUGAUAAACAGGGAACGAAGGUUUACUCAAAAGUCAAAGAAGGCUCUACGGUUAGACUCAUAAAGGUGGUUACCAACUUUCAAGAUGUCUCACUUUCAUUAAUGUACGAUGUUCUCCAUGAUGCAGACUACAGGAGAAGUUGGGAUGAGAACAUGCUAGACUGUUAUGAAAUAUGUCAACUGGACAGUUAUAAUGACAUAGGUUAUUACUCAAUUAAAUGCCCAUCCCCAAUGAAAAACAGAGAUUUUGUAACACAGAGGUCUUGGUAUUGGGAAGAAGAUAACUUCAUUAUUUUUAAUCACACAGUGAAUCAUAAGGAUGCACCUUUGAAGAAAGGCUUAAUCCGUGGUAAUUCAAUUCUUAGUGGAUAUUAUGUACGCAGAAUAGGAGAUGGUUGUUCUCUCACGUAUGUCUCACAAGUGGAUCUAAAAGGGAUUUUACCCAAAUGGAUGGUUAACAGGGCAGCAACAAAGAUAGCUCCAAAGGUUGUAACCAAGGUUCACAAAGCUGCUCUAGGUUAUCAGGCAUGGAAAUCUAUACAUGCACCAAGCUACAAGCCAUGGCUUUGGCCUGAUCAAAGCAUCCUCCCCAAACUGCGUCCAGAUGAUGUACAGUCUGUUGGCAGUGAGUCGCCCAGUGCAUCAGACCAGGAGCAAGAGGUUAUAGGUGAUGACCCUAAUGGCUAUGCUUCCAGUGAUGACGAUAACAUAAUGCUUUGACAGUAGAAAUGAAAUUUAAAUUUCAAAUGUCAAAUAAUAUACAGUAACUAGAUUGCAAAAGCCACUGACUUUCAUUCAGUGAACAUUAUUUUUGCCUUGCAGUGUAAAUCUUAAUGAAGGAAAUUUGGAAAAAAAAACUUUUAAAAGAACUUGUACAUGUAUAAUUAUUUAUGUGUAGUUAGAGAAUAAAACUUAGUAAUUCAGUGCAAAUUUUUCAAGAAUAUGGAAGUGUUGUUUGAAUGUAGAGAUUAGGAUGCCUGUGAAUAUUUAUUAAAACAGGGGGGUUUAAGCAGGUAGGAAAAACUUUUCAAUUUCCCUGUAAAUUAUACAACUGUUAGUAAUUUAAAACUAGGGAUUUUUUUUGUGUGUGUUGUAUUAAGUGGCAUAACCAUGUUAUGUGAAGCUCUUAGUUUAUAGCUUUAGUGUUCUAUUUUGCAGUUCAUCAAGGCUGAAAUUAUUUGUGAACAUUUUCUUGCAUUUCUUGCAGAACUGUUAAUUUACAAUAAAUUAUUUUUAUUGUCCUCACUCUACGGUCUAGUGUCAAUCGCUUGCUACCAUUUUAUAUAUAUAUCUUAUUAACCAAGCGCUAGGGCCA
Stylophora pistillata is the source of this 1604-nucleotide messenger RNA. Its product is annotated as START domain-containing protein 10. Gene Ontology annotation, molecular function: lipid binding. The record is from RefSeq and is a predicted model, not a curated record. Lineage: Eukaryota; Metazoa; Cnidaria; Anthozoa; Scleractinia; Pocilloporidae.